AUGGCCGAAGGUAUCAUGCCUACCGAGCAGGCAAUGGAGAUGGACCGUCUCCUACUUAUUCACGACAUAGUGACUCGUGUUACUGAUGGGCUAUACCAAGCUCCAAUCGAUAAGGACAAGACCAAACUCAUUCUGGACAUCGGCACGGGUACCGGCAUUUGGGCGAUAUCAAUCGGUGAUGAAUUCCCAGAGGCUACUGUCAUUGGAAACGAUCUUAGUGCUAAUAUGCCUACUUUCGUUCCCCCAAAUGUCAAAUUCGAAGUCGACGACGUUGAAAGCCCAUGGUUAUACGACCAGAAGUUUGACUGGAUAUUCUGUCGAUAUAUGGCUGCCAGUAUCUUCGAGUGGCCAAAACUCGUCAAUACUAUCUAUGAUAAUCUGGAGCCCGGUGGCUGGGCUGAGUUUCAAGACUUCGACUUACAGUACUACUCCGACGACGGCUCUCUGAAACCAGAGGAUCCCCUGCUAUUCUGGAUCUCCACACUCCUCGAUGCUGCCCGGCAACUGAAGAGGGACCCAAACCCAGGCUCGAAGCUGGAAGGAUGGGCCAAGGAUGCGGGCUUCCAGAACAUCGUCCACAAAAAGUACAAGAUUCCCAUUGGCGGCCUCGAGGGGCUGUCCAUGAGACUGUACACAAAUGUGCUAAAGUGGAAGGUGGAGGAGAUUUUGGUGCUGCUUGCCAAAGUACGCAAGGACCUGAAGAAUCCGAACAUUCAUGCCCUUAUGGAUUUGUAA
This is a messenger RNA of Phaeoacremonium minimum UCRPA7, 735 nucleotides long. RefSeq names its product putative methyltransferase domain-containing protein. NCBI's taxonomy places the organism in Eukaryota, Fungi, Ascomycota, Sordariomycetes, Togniniales, Togniniaceae. Gene Ontology annotation, molecular function: methyltransferase activity. The transcript has 6 exons. Bases 1 to 735 code for a protein of 244 amino acids. The record is from RefSeq and is a predicted model, not a curated record.